GUCUAAUGCAAGUAAUACUUGAAUAUGUAUGCAAUAGGUAUUAAAACAAGCAGUUAUCAUUAAUAUAAGUACUUUACAUUAAGUAUUUAUGUAGUAAUCUUUAAGUGAAUACCUAUGUGAAGUUGAUAAUUAUAAUAAACAAGGUAAUAAUUGCAUAAGUGUGCCAGGGACUUAAAAAAUACGACAUAUGUAGUUAACAAAAUACACUAUGUGCUGCCGAUAUGCGGUUGUCGUAAUUUGCAGAAUGACGUCCGAUUAAAACUGUGCAAAAACAAAAACAGAAAAUACCAACUGAUCCUGUCUACCAAAACUAUGUGUCCAACAAUCCAAUUACACGAAUUAUCUCACAUAACCUAAUGACCUAAACACAUCAAAGAUUUGUAAGACAAAAAAAAAACAGAAGUGCGAGACCAAUCGGGCGGUGUGACAGGUAGAUACCUCCCACCAAUACUUGGACCGACCCCGCCUCGAUGGCUGGCCUGCGUCGCUCGCCAGACGUAUCUGAGUCGAAGCGCCGCGCUCACGCUCGCGGGGUCCGCCCAUUAUGAAGUGCCUGUGGUUAUUUGUGAUCGUUCUGUGUUUCACGUGCGAAGCCGCCAACAAGCCUCGGAGGGGACGCGGCAGCAUGUGGUGGGGUAUAGCCAAAGCCGGGGAACCAAAUAAUCUCUCACCGAUUUCACCUGCAGUCCUUUACAUGGACCCAGCUGUUCACGCCACACUCAGGCGGAAACAAAGAAGGCUAGCGAGAGAGAACCCUGGAGUGUUAUCAGCAGUUGCAAAGGGCGCCAGCAUGGCUGUCGCCGAGUGCCAGCACCAGUUCAAAUACAGAAGAUGGAACUGCUCAACAAGAAACUUCCUCAGAGGGAAAAACUUAUUUGGCAAAAUCGUGGACAGAGGUUGCCGUGAAACAGCGUUCAUCUACGCUAUAACAAGCGCGGGAGUGACGCACGCGGUAGCUCGCGCGUGCGCGGAGGGCGCCAUAGAAUCGUGCACGUGCGACUAUUCGCACAUCGACCGCGUGCCGCACCGCAGCCGCGCCGCCGCCGCCGCUAACGUCCGCGUCUGGAAGUGGGGCGGCUGCAGCGACAACAUCGGCUUCGGCUUCAGGUUCAGCCGCGAGUUCGUCGACACCGGGGAAAGAGGCAAAACUUUGAGAGAAAAAAUGAACCUUCAUAACAACGAGGCUGGCCGAGCGCAUGUGCAAACGGAGAUGCGGCAGGAAUGUAAGUGUCACGGCAUGUCGGGUUCGUGCACAGUCAAGACUUGCUGGAUGAGGCUGCCGAGCUUCCGCUCUGUGGGCGACGCGUUGAAGGAUCGCUUCGAUGGCGCGUCGCGGGUCAUGACGCCUAACACGGACCUGGAGGCGCCGGCGCAGCGAAACGAUGCGGCGCCACACAGGGUGCCACGAAGAGACCGAUACCGAUUUCAACUGCGCCCUCACAACCCAGAUCACAAAUCCCCGGGGGCGAAGGAUUUAGUGUACCUUGAGCCUUCACCGGGCUUCUGUGAAAAGAACCCCAGGUUGGGCAUUCCCGGUACACACGGGCGCGCCUGCAACGACACGAGCAUCGGUGUCGACGGCUGUGACCUCAUGUGUUGCGGCCGAGGGUACCGCACGGAGACCAUGUUCGUGGUGGAGAGAUGUAACUGCACCUUCCACUGGUGCUGCGAGGUCAAGUGCAAACUAUGUCGCACGGAAAAAGUGGUGCACACGUGUUUAUAGACAUUCGGACGCCGCUGUAGAAGUGAUCAAUGAGAGAAACUUUAGUGUCGGACAGGUGUGAUGUGACUCAGACUGGAGAGUGGACCUGUUUUUUAUUCGGAGGCAAAUAACGGACCUUGUAUAUAAUCACUUCACUAUUUCAUCUAUCCAUGUCGUCGAAAUCGUAUAUCAUGUUGACUUAUGUAAAUAGUUUCUCUAUCACUGUUUAUUUCUUCUUUUAUACAUGAUAAUUGAACCGGCGUAAAAUUAAAGUAAGCUACUCGUUCGGUUAAUUUAUUUGACUAUUAAGUGCGAACAUGUGAUCUAGUAACUUUAUUUUUCGACAUUGUCGUUAGGAAAUUAAUGAGACCAGUUGACAGACGAUUUAUUCCAUCAUCGGCUCAUUUUGAAUGAAUACUUAAUUGGACUUAUUGGUUUCCCUACGCGGUCAGCUGUGUAUUUUAUUUAUUCGUAGAUAACGUCCAUACUCAACUGCACAUUCCAAGAAGACACGUAAGCUUAAAUUAAAUGUACACUUUAAAUGAUAUUUCUUAAUAUCAUUCCAAAGUUAAUACUCAGGGUUUUCAAAGAAGUUAUUUGCAAUUAUUAUAACAGCGGUAAUAUUCAUUUGAGUUUUAUAAAUACUUUCUAUUUUAUGGACGUCCGCGUUGGGUGCAUGCUCGCAUAACUGUUUUGAGAUUCAACAGCGAAAUUAUCUUGUAAUUAUAAUUUCAUAUUAUAAUUAAAUCGGUUAAUGGAAUUUGUGGCUUAAUAGCAUUUGCAUAAAGUGUCUUCUUGGGUGUUCAGCGGCGGAGGUAGCGUAGAGCCUUAUCAGUCAGUAAGUAGCGCCAUCGUAAAAGUGUCCCACAUUACGAGAUAAACGCUCUGGAGAAUUUUAAUUAAAUAUUAAACGAAUUAAAUAAUCAGUAUUAUACGUAUAAUAUUGUAUGCGUGUUGCGUCCGAUAUAGGGAGAUAGUGUUGCACGCGAACCCGCCAGACAUUUCUUACAAAUUUUAUACAAGUUCUGCCUCGAACCGUUUUAGUGUAAUUAAAUGCAUGUGUUACUAAUGUAGUAACUUAUAUACAAUUCGUUAUGUAAUAAGACAAUCGUAAGCGCAGACUUUUCACUUGGCAAGCUUACAUUCAACCUUUGUGUUAACUCCGUUGUAUUUUUCAAUCAACAACUGACUCGGUUCGCUAAUUUGACAAAUUCAAUUGCUUUUCGGUAACGUUUCUUUGACACAUAGUUUGACAUUCCAAAUUCGACAGUUUGCCAGUAUAUGUGGAAGCUUUAUUGAUCAUGCAAGUAAUUAUAUCAACUUGAAUGAUAUUUCAUAUGUGAUAUAAAAUAGUUAUAGCAUGUAAGUGUGUAUAGGUAGUCUAAAUCUACUGAGCUUAAUUAUUGUGUAAAAUAAAUACACUAAGCAUACUAACUCGUCAUGUAUGUUUUAUAUGAAAAAAUAUUUAUUAAAACUUGUUUUAA
Molecule: messenger RNA, 3186 nt
Organism: Trichoplusia ni (cabbage looper)
Lineage: Eukaryota; Metazoa; Arthropoda; Insecta; Lepidoptera; Noctuidae
Gene: wg
Product: protein Wnt-1
Exons: 4
Coding region: 545-1723 (392 amino acids)
Biological process (GO): neuron differentiation; multicellular organism development; cell fate commitment
Cellular component (GO): extracellular region
Molecular function (GO): cytokine activity; frizzled binding
Source: RefSeq, a predicted model, not a curated record